Molecule: messenger RNA, 3096 nt
Organism: Anastrepha obliqua
Lineage: Eukaryota; Metazoa; Arthropoda; Insecta; Diptera; Tephritidae
Gene: mAChR-B
Product: probable muscarinic acetylcholine receptor gar-1
Exons: 4
Coding region: 1-3096 (1031 amino acids)
Biological process (GO): chemical synaptic transmission; G protein-coupled receptor signaling pathway, coupled to cyclic nucleotide second messenger; adenylate cyclase-inhibiting G protein-coupled acetylcholine receptor signaling pathway
Cellular component (GO): dendrite; synapse; membrane
Molecular function (GO): G protein-coupled acetylcholine receptor activity; G protein-coupled serotonin receptor activity
Source: RefSeq, a predicted model, not a curated record
AUGGCAACGCCAAAUCAAAAUGAGUACACGGACAUUGAAUUGUCCACACUGGAGGUGGGAAGCAGCAAUAAAACCGAUCCCAUUUACUCCAUCAAGCCAGAUUUUAUCACGCAAUGGCGGCAAAAGAAGGAGCGAGAAAAUAUUUGCAAGUCUAUUUUCAAUCGCUUCGUCGAGCACACAGAAUGCAAACGACUUCUGGAGGCCGCUCAGCUCUAUCAUCCCUUUAUUGGUGAAAAUGGUGAGCUGAGUAUGUGGAACUCUGAAGUUGAAAUGGACAUGAUGACGGCCUAUACAAAUCGUAGUUUGAACCACAGCCUACUGGAGGAUUUCACGAAUGUCACCACACGCGAUCCCACACCAUCACAAGUUCUGCCACCUUUUGCACUUUGGCAGAGCAUAUUGAUCGCAUUGUGCCUAAUGAUCUGUAUCAUAUUGACGGUGGGUGGAAACGUGCUUGUGCUGCUCGCAUUCAUCGUCGAUCGAAAUAUCAGGCAACCGAGCAAUUAUUUUAUUGCAUCAUUGGCCGCAACAGAUGUGCUAAUCGGUACAGUCUCCAUGCCCUUUUAUACCAUAUACGUACUAAUGGGCUAUUGGGAUUUGGGUCCGCUGUUAUGCGAUCUGUGGUUGUCUGUAGACUAUACGGUGUGUCUGGCCUCCCAGUAUACAGUGCUACUCAUAACCAUAGAUCGUUAUUGCUCGGUUAAGAUCGCUGCCAAAUACCGCAGUUGGCGUACCAGGAAACGUGUUAUCUACAUGGUUACCAUCACUUGGAUCAUACCAGCGCUGCUUUUUUUCAUAUCCAUAUUUGGCUGGGAACAUUUUACGGGCAAACGUGAUCUUUUGCCCGGCCAGUGUGCUGUGCAAUUUCUCAAGGACCCCGUUUUCAACACCGCUCUUAUUAUUGGCUACUAUUGGACCACGCUGGUAGUGUUAUUUGUAUUGUAUGGCGGUAUUUAUCGCACGGCUUACGAAAUGCAAAAACGGAGUGAGGCUAAACAGCGAAAAAUGCAGUCAAUGGUGGCAUUGAGUGCGGGCGCUAUGUCCGGUAUGGCGGGCCAUGCCGCUGGUAUAGGUGCCAUUGAGGAGAAGAUAUUGAAAACGAAAGUAGAGAUUGGCGGUAUUAGCGGCAAAGAUGGAACUAAUUGCAGUAGUCCCAUUAAGCGUGGUUCUGGGCAAAUGAAUCCAAUGACACAAGCUGAAGCCCUUAACGGCACUGCAGUCGAUACUGUCAAUGAGCAACGCCGUAUUUCGGAAGACAAAGCGGAAAACGGUAAACGAGAUGGCGGUUCAGGUGAAACGGAAAAAAGUGAACGAUCCAGUAGUCCGGCUUUUGACUCCGAUGAGGAAAGUUCGGUCAAUCAAACACAACAAAUGAUAAAUCAACAAAAACUAGCCAACCUUCGGAAACGCUCCUCAAUUGGACUGGUAUUUGGCGCACAGGCAGCACUUAUUGCCACGCGCAGUAAAGGUAAUUUAACCCAGUGCUCCACAAAUUCUAAAUCCAGUGAAGCCAUGGCCACAACGGCUACCGCAACUUCCCCCAACCCGGCACGCAGUGGUGUGCUGAUACGUGCCCAAAGCAAAGAAGAAGUGAGCGUGCAUUCAACCACGAGUGGCGAUCGACCCAAACGUACUUCCUGCACAACCCUUUCCCAAAUUGUUGAAACUGAUCGUCUAGUUGAUGAGCAGAACAGAAUUGAACCCACACAGCCACGUUCCCGUUCCAGUACCACUACUAGGCUGCAAGCUGAGUCCCCAUUAUCGCCUGUGGAUAUUGCCCCGAUCGAGGUCCCUCGUGACCAAAUACAACCAUGCUUGGUUCAGGCUAUUCUUCCACCUCCUGAACAGUUCCAAUGCCCCUCACCCUUCUCCGAAUAUUCAGAUAGACCACUGGGCGGCACCAGCAGCAACAGCGAACUGAAUAUGACCUACAACCUGCUCACCAAUCACUCCGAUCUGCGAUUCAUGGACGAAAGCUCUAUCAUGCUAGCCUCGCCUACCACCAAUGAGAGCAUAACCACCUCCCUACGGCAAGCGAUAUCACAGCCCGCGCCUGAUCGUGCAAAUCAAGUCGUCACGAACCCCAAGUUGUUGCAGCAAGCGCUGCAAAAGGCUGCAGCUGCUCAACAGCAACUGCAACAAUCUAAGACCAAAAGUGCACGCCGUACUUCCCCACCUGGUGCCAGCAAUCCAUCCGCUCCACCCAAUGGCAUGGAAGGUUUUGUCAAAUUGCGACGAGAGAGUUGUGUAGAGGCUAUAAGCUUGCUAACUAUCAACGAACAAGCUAAAUUAUUUGAUGAUGCGGGAAUCGCAACGGAGAUACGACGUAGUUCCAGCCCACUGGAGACGAUAACGAAACGCACAUCCAUCACAACAGCUGGCGCAGAUACCACCGUAACUACAGUAGCACUAUCAGUGCAAAACCAAGUAACGACAACCGUUGCCACUAAUAUUGCGCCAGCGCUGCUAGAAAAAAUCGAUGAACGUGAAAUAUCGGAUACGACAACAAACACCAACAAAUUCGCCUCCAUCACAGAAGGGGCUGUAAGCUCGGAAUCAACGUUGCCACCAGUCACGAGUACCGCACAAAAUGCCAACCCCAACAAUACGAUGUUCGUAUCAGGCGCUGGUAUCAGCACAACCUACGGCAGCAGUAGUAGCACUUCGAACACCAACAAUAAGCCAUCGAGCAUAAAAUCGCAUACACAAGCGAGCGGAGAUGUGACCAGCCGAAAUUCAAGCAAACGUGAUUUCAUUCAUUCGAUCGGUAAGCACUUCAAGAGCAAAAAGAAGCUGCCGCUGGUAAUAGGUGGUGGACGACAAAAAUCCAAAUCAGAGAAUCGGGCACGCAAAGCGUUUCGCACGAUCUCCUUCAUUCUUGGCUGUUUUGUGGCGUGUUGGACACCAUAUCAUGUGCUUGCGCUAGUGGAAGGCUUCUGCCGAAAUCCACCCUGCACAAAUGAGCACCUCUACAUGUUUUCAUAUUUUCUAUGCUAUGCGAAUAGCCCGAUGAACCCCUUUUGUUAUGCGCUUGCAAACCAACAAUUCAAGAAGACAUUUACGCGGAUACUCAAAGGGGAUUUUCACAUGACUUAA